AUGACUUCCAAGUGUAUCAGAUGUGAGAGGCUUGGUCAUAUUUGCCUGAAUGUGCGUCCGCUACGACAGGCGGGUCGAAAGUCCCAACAUCCAGAGCGCGGGGCCUCUCAAACAAUAUCCAGCGAGUUAAGCACGAGCAAUCUAUCGCAACACGACGUCGGUGACUGGCUGCGGGACGUCCCUGAUCUUCGCCCGGAAGAGAGGGAACUGAUGUCUUAUCUCCUAUACCAACCCGAAACCCUGCGCUUCUCCGUGGUCAGCCCUAGCUUUGAGGACGCCCAACGGCGCUCGUUGGAAGCUCCGCUGCCGGCCGCUUGGCCUGUACUCAAAGAUGCUUAUCUCGCCUAUGCAGGUGGGCUGCGAGCGUCUCAUGCCGACAUCACGCCUGGUGUGAACGUGGACGCUAACCUCCGCCGUGCGUCGUCCGCCAUGAGAACAUUGCGUAUGCUGCCAGUAGCAAGUCCCGAGGAUGCCGCGUUGUGUUUGACCCUGGGAACUGCAUUGGCAAUGUAUAUCUACACCGCCGUGGGCGUGGGUGUACCCGACAUCUGCCACUACUGUCUCAGCACUGUUAAGCCCUACAUUGAGCCGAUGGCAUCGACCCCUGAAACAGAUUCUCAGCUCGUCUUUCUCGUAUUGCUCGAGGUGAUGGACUGCGCGGUCCACCGCCGGAAGCCGACACUCAAGAUCCAGUCACCAUCACCCACCGGCGUGGAUCGCCACUUGGGACUCUGCCUCCCUCUCCUGCCAUACUACUACGAUCUCUGUGCCAUCAGCCACUCGCUGGUCAGCCCCGGCAAUGACGAUAUCAUAGCCACAUUCCACCAGCAUCUCGCCGGUAUUCAAGCCGCCGUGAAUGCAUGGCAGCCAUCCCCUCCAAAGAAUUUCAUCAACAAGUUCUCGCCCGUCGAAGUGGUGCACCUCCUAGCACAAGCGAGGGUGUAUCGAUUGGCGGCUCUGCUUCUCGCCCAUCGGCUCCAACACUCCUUUGGCCAGCAGGACGAUCAGGCAGACAUCUGGUCGCGUGAGGUGCUGAUGGAGCUCGAGCUGGCUCGACGGACGACGCGACGGUCGCUCCGGUUUGUCACGCUGCCUUUCAUCACUGCGGCUAUCGAGAUUCGAGAUCCGGUGGCACGGACCAAAGCGGUGCAGGAUGUGGACGAGUACGUUGAUCAAUUUAUGCCAGUCGUGCAAGAAGCCACCAAGACCUUUUUAUCGCGGAUCUGGCGCGAGCGGGAUGCUCAGGAGAUAUCUUCCUGGUUUGACUCGCUUCACAAGCCAUGUGUGAUACUCGACUCUCUGAAAGGAUCGAGCCACGUGUGA
Molecule: messenger RNA, 1323 nt
Organism: Fonsecaea monophora
Lineage: Eukaryota; Fungi; Ascomycota; Eurotiomycetes; Chaetothyriales; Herpotrichiellaceae
Exons: 1
Coding region: 1-1323 (440 amino acids)
Source: RefSeq, a predicted model, not a curated record